CUUUUACAGAUUUUUGAACGCCCAUUUUUUUUUCAAGAAAACUUGAACAAACAAUAACAAAACUGUUAUGUGUUAUGGGAAGAAGGAGCACCAAAAAUUAGAGAUUAUUUAUAUAUGAACACUAAAAUCUAAAUUGGAACGUUUAAUCUGGACUAUCUCACAGCCGUACAAUCAAAUUCAGUAAAAUUGUGAAAAGAUGGCCUAUGCCUGGAUUAUAUGCCUAGUUCUAGCUUGUAUAUGUGCAAGAGGUGAAGCCGGACCUAAACAUGGACACUCGCACUCGCAUCCUCACAGCCAUCCCCACGACACAAACCAGGCUGUAGAUGAAACAGAGGAAUGGAACAUUACGCUGGCCGUAAAGUCUGGAUCAGAAGACUACAACUGGGUGAUUACCAUGGAAGACCGUAAAAGAAGCAAAAAUGUCGCCCUGAUUGCCAAAGCACUUGACUGGUAUACCAACAAUAAAAUGUCAAAGGACAAGCAACUAUCCCCAAGCAGUGGUUAUAAAGGCUAUGAGAUAUAUCGGGCCAUAAAAGGAGGAGUUCCAAAGACCACCAUCUUACCUAGAUGUACUCUUCCAACCCUGGAGAAGUUCCUCUUGCUUGAAACAGCACCGGAACUUACUGUCAGUGCCUAUCACAAAAACAUUACCGAAUGUUCAAUACAGAUGUGUAAAUUCAACAAAAACAAGACCCCGAACGAAUGUUUCGAAAAGGCAGCCCCUUUAAAACUACCAAAGAAU
Messenger RNA from Ruditapes philippinarum (Manila clam), 742 nucleotides. RefSeq lists its product as uncharacterized. The record is from RefSeq and is a predicted model, not a curated record. Lineage: Eukaryota; Metazoa; Mollusca; Bivalvia; Venerida; Veneridae.